AUUGGAAUUUUGAAUGCUUCACAAAAAUUACAGCCACGAAUCAUCCUUACAUUUUUUUGUCGGUUUUGAUUUAUUUUUUCCCGUGGAAUUAACCUUGCGGUGGGCGGCUUUUGGUAACAGGCAACUAAUUCAUGUGAGAAAAUAGGUAUUGUGAGUUGUCGAAUACAACUGAUGAAAUUGCUGUAUUGAUCAAACUCACGGAGGCAAAUAGGUCACGUAGGAAAAGCAAAAUGAGUGAAGACUCUGAACUUCCACCGACGAAGCGGGCACGGUUAGACAAAGAUGCAGAGAUAGACUUCUCUGUGGACACGACAGAGACGGGGAAUGCUUUUGAGCAGUUUGGCAACUACGUGAACCAGGAAGAGCUGGAGAGGCUCCGGGAGUUCAAGGUGCUGGACGAGGUGCACUCCAAUGAUGAGGACAGCAAUGAUGAGGACUCCGACAGCUCUGAGGGCACAACCGAGGUUCCCGAAGAGGAGAUCGAGCAGAUGUUGGAAGAAAACCUUCCGGAGAACUUCAAGGGAGCCCCCAAGCCCAAGGAGAAACCAUUUGUCACCAGGCAGAAGAUCGUCCUUGAAGAAAAGGGUAUCAACCUCUUCGAAGUCCUACCUCUGGACUGGAUGAUGGUGCGCCACUACAGCGGCAUGCCGGUGUACAUGCACAGGGGCACGCGUGUCUGCACGCUGUCCAAACCUUACAGUCUGGGCAAGGGGAACACCAGGAGACACGACAUACCAAUCAGCGCUAUCCCUUGCUUAGCAUAUAGAACAGCGUUGAAAGAAGAGGAGAAGCAGAAGGAAAUUGAUAGAAAAAUAGAGGAACAAAUAAAAAACGGUACAUGGGUGAAUAACAUUAAGAAGAACAACAAAUCCAAGAAAAAUAAAGAAAAUAAUGACAAAAAUACUAAUAGUCAAUCAAAAACUGAUGAUAAUGACAAAGAAUCAAGUCAAGCGAAGGUAGGAAAAUGUCCAUUUAGUAAAAAAGGGGAAACGUCAAUCAACAAUGAUGAAACUAAAGGUAACAAAAGCGUAAAUGAUGAUGUCCAAAGUGAACAGAACAAUGAUAUACCAAAAGAUAAACACGAAGACGAAAAUUGUAGUGUGAACGAUAGCAAUCAACAAAGUAUAGAUAAAAUUACUGAUGAUGUUCAAAAUAAGAAUAAAGAAGUUGAAACUAAGAACGAAGUUCAAAAUAAGGACGAAGAAGUCCAAAAUAAAGAUGGAAAUGUUCAACAUGAUAACGUAACAAAUCACAAUAAGAACGAAGAUGCUCAAAAUGAGAAUGAAAAUACUGCAGUGAAAGAACAAGAAGCUGAUAAGGAGAAUAAUGGAGAAGAUGAUGAGAACGAAGAAGAGAUACCUCUGAACAGACAGCCAGUGGUCCUACCUGGCGGUAUAGUAAUGCCGCCUCCGAGGGUAGAAACUGUUAGCACGAGUUGGAAGACUCAGCAAUUGACUCACGAGCAAGUGAACGAUUAUUGCAAGAAUCUAUUCAAAUUCAAGACUGUUAAUAUUAUGCAUUUUAAACGUUGGGCUGACCGGCGGAAGUAUACGAAGGCUCGCAAGGCGUUACAAUAUCCGGCGUUACCGGAAGGCACAAAGCUCAUCACCAUACCAGCACAGCCGGCCAACGGACAGGAGAAUGGCAAGACGGCAAAGCGUGAUUGCGUUAUGAACAUGAACGGGCGCAGCUACUUGUCCGUGUUCCACGAGUACGUGCGCCGCGCGCUGCAGAAGCAGCCCGUCUACGAGUUCAAGCAGCUCGAAAACGCGUCAACCCCAUACCAAGCGACGGUAUACAUCGGAGGCAUGCAGUACGGCGUUGGCCAGGGCUCCAGUAAACGACAGGCGAAGUCUGCGGCCGCCAGGGCUUCCAUACACAUCCUCAUACCUGAGAUGAGAGAAGAAUUAGACGCUGAUGCCCCUCCGAAAGAUGCUAAAGCCGCAGAACAGGCUAAUGAUCCUGAUUUCUCGUUCUUCGACUGCGUUGGCAUCGAGGACCCCCGCAUCACGGAGUUCUGCGCGGCCACCUGCGAGCCCUCCCCCCACGCCAUCCUGAGGACCUGCCUCCUCCGCAACUUCGGGGCCGGAGACCGCCACAUCGCCACCGAGAUGAAGAAACUGGAGUUCCAGAACAUCGAGCUGACGAUGAAGGUGGGCAAGCACACCGCCACCGUGGUCUGCAAGAACAAGAAGACGGCUAAGCAGAGGGCGUCCCAGGCCAUUCUGCAGGCGCUCCACCCGCAUGUGCGCUCCUGGGGUUCCCUACUCCGCCUCUACGGCUCGCGCUCCGUCAAAAGCUGCAAAGAGAAGAAGUUGGAGGAGCAACAGAUCACUCUGCUCCAAGACAGAGCGAGACACAACGAACCCAAUUACGCAGUUCUGGAGAAAUUACGCCACGAGAUGAGAAAACUAAGGGAGAGAGACGAGGCGGUGGUGCCGAUAGGAACAUUAGUUGUCAAGGACGAUCUGCCGACGCAUUCGGGGUCGAAUCUGAACAACGUGGAGCUGUGACCAAUGUUGAAAGAAGAGAGUGAGUACUCGUCUUCAUAAUGACACGGUAUUGAUAUAAUACCGUGGGCUUUGUCUACCCCGCAAGGGAUAUAGACGUCAUUAUAAUGGAUUUGGUAUUUACUUUCGACAGGCUUUAGUCCCGGUUGCGUCCACAUGAGAAGAGAUGCGCGUGCGCAUUUUGACUAUAAAUCGUUGAUUUGGUAAGUGUUUUUGCACGAAGCGACACCUGUAUUAUCUCCGCGACCUUUGCAGGGAACCCAAUCCGUAUUUAUUUAUUUUAUUACUAUUGUUGUAACGUACGUAGCGUACUGGUGGAUACGCUAUAUAUCUACAUUUGUAAAUUUUCCUCACGAUGUUUUUCCUUAACGAGAGAAAUGAAAUGUUACUUUUUAAUAGAUUAUUUAACAAUAUAAACGGGGCUAAUGGGUAGAUAGAUAGAAGAUAGAUGGGUUGAAAUAAGCACGUGGUUUUGUGUAUUAAAGAGAUAUGUAUUGUAUUCUAUGAAUAAAUGAAUCUUAUUGACGACGCAACCGGGAAUACUUUAACGAUGAUGAUUAAAAUCAAAAUCAAUACUUUAUUUAGCAAAUAGGCCUUCACAGACACUUUUUCACGUCAUUUUACAUUUCAGUAAAUCAAAUUGAAAAAAUAAGUUAUACAUCUAAUUUAUGAUAUGGAUUAAAAACAUAGAAUUCGGAACAAUAUGAGACUAUAGAAGUGGCAAGGUACUGGUGAGGCGAAUGUGACGUCAAUCAUUUUCAAAAAAUUAGAUGAUGAUGAUGAUAAUAACACCAUAACGUAUUCAGAUUGCAUCUUAAUUCUGAGAUUUAUUUGACAGCUUUAUAACUGCGCAGAAAAUUACAUACGAUGCAAGAUGGCAACUCAUUUUCUAUAAUCUCAAGUAUAAUAUGGAAUUUCUAUUGUCUUGUAUUAUUCCAAUUUCUACCUUUGGAACAGUCGUAUUUGUAAGGUUAAAAUAAACUUUUUAUAAAUUAAUGUGAUAGCUGCAAACUAAAAUAAAGUAUUCAAAAUUUUA
Amyelois transitella is the source of this 3546-nucleotide messenger RNA. RefSeq names its product microprocessor complex subunit DGCR8 (gene pasha). Gene Ontology annotation, molecular function: primary miRNA binding; double-stranded RNA binding; identical protein binding. Lineage: Eukaryota; Metazoa; Arthropoda; Insecta; Lepidoptera; Pyralidae. Bases 231 to 2513 code for a protein of 760 amino acids. Gene Ontology annotation, biological process: primary miRNA processing. The record is from RefSeq and is a predicted model, not a curated record. The transcript is spliced from 11 exons. Gene Ontology annotation, cellular component: microprocessor complex.